GGCCGCCCAGGCGAGGUGCGGCCUCCGCUCAGGCGGGGGGCGUCGGCGCCGCGGGGCCCCGCCAUGGCCGCGUCCGAGCUCUACACAAAGUUUGCCAGAGUUUGGAUACCUGAUCCUGAGGAAGUUUGGAAGUCAGCAGAGCUUCUCAAAGAUUAUAAACCAGGAGAUAAAGUCCUCCUGCUUCGCCUUGAGGAAGGAAAGGAUUUGGAAUAUCGUCUAGAUCCAAAGACCAAGGAACUGCCUCAUUUGAGAAACCCUGACAUACUUGUGGGUGAAAAUGACCUCACAGCCCUCAGCUAUCUUCAUGAGCCUGCUGUGCUCCACAAUCUCAGAGUCCGCUUUAUUGACUCCAAACUUAUUUAUACAUAUUGUGGUAUAGUCCUAGUAGCUAUAAAUCCUUAUGAACAGCUGCCUAUUUAUGGAGAAGAUAUUAUUAAUGCAUAUAGCGGUCAGAAUAUGGGUGACAUGGAUCCGCAUAUCUUUGCAGUAGCUGAAGAAGCUUACAAGCAAAUGGCCAGAGAUGAACGAAAUCAGUCCAUCAUUGUAAGUGGAGAGUCUGGGGCAGGAAAAACAGUCUCAGCUAAGUAUGCCAUGCGAUACUUUGCAACCGUGAGUGGUUCUGCCAGUGAAGCCAAUGUUGAGGAGAAGGUCUUGGCCUCCAACCCCAUCAUGGAGUCCAUUGGAAAUGCUAAGACAACCCGGAAUGAUAACAGCAGCCGUUUUGGGAAGUAUAUUGAAAUUGGUUUUGAUAAGAGAUACCGAAUCAUUGGUGCCAAUAUGAGAACUUACCUUUUAGAGAAAUCCCGAGUGGUAUUCCAGGCAGAAGAGGAGAGAAACUAUCAUAUCUUCUACCAGCUUUGUGCUUCAGCAAAGUUACCUGAAUUUAAAAUGCUGCGAUUAGGAAAUGCAAAUAGCUUUCAUUACACGAAGCAAGGUGGCAGUCCUGUGAUUGAAGGAGUUGAUGAUACCAAGGAGAUGGCACAUACCAGGCAGGCCUGCACUCUGCUAGGAAUUAGUGAGUCUUAUCAGAUGGGAAUUUUCCGAAUACUUGCUGGCAUCCUUCACUUAGGCAAUGUUGCAUUUACAUCUCGGGAUUCAGACAGCUGCACGAUACCUCCCAAGCAUGAACCUCUCAGCAUCUUCUCUGACCUUAUGGGCGUAGACUAUGAGGAGAUGUGUCACUGGCUCUGCCAUCGGAAACUGGCUACCGCCACAGAGACAUACAUCAAGCCCAUCUCUAAGCUGCAGGCCACGAAUGCCCGUGAUGCUUUGGCCAAGCACAUUUAUGCCAAGCUCUUUAGCUGGAUCGUAGAUCAUGUCAAUCAGGCCCUCCAUUCUGCUGUCAAACAGCACUCUUUUAUUGGAGUGCUGGACAUAUAUGGAUUUGAAACAUUUGAGAUAAAUAGUUUUGAACAGUUUUGCAUAAAUUAUGCAAAUGAAAAACUACAGCAACAAUUCAAUAUGCAUGUCUUCAAAUUAGAACAGGAAGAAUAUAUGAAGGAACAAAUUCCCUGGACACUCAUAGAUUUUUAUGAUAAUCAACCUUGCAUUAAUCUUAUAGAAUCUAAACUGGGCAUUCUAGAUUUGCUGGAUGAAGAAUGCAAGAUGCCCAAAGGCACAGAUGACACUUGGGCCCAAAAAUUGUACAACACACAUUUGAACAAAUGUGCGCUCUUUGAAAAGCCCCGUCUAUCGAACAAAGCUUUCAUCAUCCAACAUUUUGCUGACAAAGUGGAAUACCAGUGUGAAGGCUUUCUGGAAAAGAAUAAAGACACUGUUUUUGAAGAACAAAUUAAAGUUCUGAAAUCCAGCAAGUUUAAGAUGCUACCAGAAUUAUUUCAAGAUGAUGAGAAGGCCAUCAGUCCAACGUCAGCCACCUCAUCAGGACGCACACCCCUCACCCGCACUCCAGCAAAGCCCACCAAAGGCAGACCCGGCCAGACAGCCAAAGAGCACAAGAAAACAGUGGGACACCAGUUCCGAAACUCCCUUCACCUACUGAUGGAGACCCUCAAUGCUACUACUCCUCACUAUGUGCGCUGCAUUAAGCCCAAUGACUUCAAGUUUCCAUUCACGUUUGAUGAGAAGAGGGCGGUGCAGCAGCUGAGAGCAUGUGGUGUCCUGGAAACCAUCCGCAUCAGUGCAGCGGGCUUCCCCUCACGGUGGACCUACCAAGAAUUUUUUAGCCGCUACCGUGUCCUAAUGAAGCAAAAGGAUGUGCUGAGUGACAGAAAGCAAACAUGCAAGAAUGUGUUAGAGAAACUGAUACUGGACAAGGACAAAUACCAGUUUGGUAAGACAAAGAUCUUUUUCCGUGCUGGUCAAGUGGCCUACCUAGAAAAACUGAGAGCAGACAAGCUGCGGGCGGCCUGCAUCCGGAUCCAGAAGACUAUCCGAGGCUGGCUGCUGCGAAAGAAGUACCUGCGCAUGCGCAAGGCGGCCAUCACUGUGCAGAGACACGUGCGAGGCUACCAGGCCCGAUGCUAUGCUAAGUUCCUGCGCAGAACCAAGGCAGCAACCAUUAUUCAAAAGUACUGGCGCAUGUAUAUAGUCCGCAGGAGAUACAAGAUAAGACGAUCAGCCACUAUUGUUCUUCAGUCUUAUUUGCGAGGCUACUUGGCCAGAAAUAGAUAUCGUAAGAUGCUCCAUGAACACAAAGCAGUUAUCAUUCAGAAGUGGGUGCGGGGCUGGCUGGCUCGCACGCACUACAGGAGGAGCAUGCAAGCCAUCAUCUACCUCCAGUGCUGCUUCCGGCGGAUGAUGGCCAAGCGUGAGCUGAAGAAGCUCAAGAUCGAGGCCCGCUCUGUGGAGCGCUACAAGAAGCUGCACAUCGGCAUGGAGAACAAGAUCAUGCAGCUGCAACGCAAAGUGGAUGAGCAGAACAAAGAUUACAAAUGCCUCAUGGAGAAACUGACCAACCUGGAGGGAAUAUACACCUCUGAGACUGAGAAACUACGAAGUGACUUAGAGCGUCUCCAGCUAAGUGAGGAGGAAGCCAAGAUUGCUACCGGACGGGUCCUCAGUCUGCAGGAGGAAAUUGCCAAGCUCCGGAAAGACCUGGAACAAACUCAGUCAGAGAAAAAGUCCAUUGAGGAGCGUGCAGAUAGAUACAAACAGGAAACCGAGCAGCUGGUAUCAAGUCUGAAGGAAGAAAAUACUUUGCUGAAGCAGGAAAAAGAGACCCUCAAUCAUCUUAUCGUGGAGCAGGCUAAGGAGAUGACAGAGACUAUGGAGAAGAAGUUAGUAGAAGAAACAAAACAACUGGAACUCGAUCUUAAUGAUGAGAGGCUGAGAUACCAGAACCUUCUGAAUGAGUUCAGUCGCUUAGAAGAACGAUAUGAUGACCUCAAGGAAGAGAUGACUCUGAUGGUGAAUGUGCCCAAGCCUGGACACAAGAGAACAGACUCCACCCAUAGCAGCAAUGAGUCCGAAUACACCUUUAGCUCUGAAAUUGCAGAAACCGAAGAUAUGCCUUUGAGGACAGAGGAGCCAAGUGAGAAGAAGGUGCCUCUGGACAUGUCACUGUUCCUCAAGCUUCAGAAGAGGGUCACAGAGCUGGAGCAGGAGAAGCAGGUGAUGCAGGAUGAGCUGGACCGCAAGGAGGAGCAGGUGCUGCGCAGCAAAGCCAAGGAAGAAGAAAGACCACAAAUUAGAGGUGCAGAACUGGAAUAUGAGUCACUCAAGCGUCAAGAGCUGGAAUCAGAAAAUAAAAAACUGAAAAAUGAGCUAAAUGAGCUACGCAAGGCCCUUAGUGAGAAAAGUGCCCCAGAGGUGACUGCUCCAGGCGCACCAGCUUACCGUGUCCUCAUGGAGCAGCUGACCUCCGUAAGUGAGGAGCUUGAUGUCCGCAAGGAGGAAGUCCUCAUCUUGAGGUCUCAGCUGGUGAGCCAGAAGGAGGCCAUCCAACCCAAGGAUGACAAGAACACAAUGACAGAUUCCACAAUACUUUUGGAAGACGUACAAAAAAUGAAAGAUAAGGGUGAAAUAGCCCAAGCAUACAUUGGUUUGAAAGAAACGAACAGACUCCCUGCUAUGGACUGCCAUGAGUUGAAUGAGGAUGGAGAGCUGUGGCUGGUUUAUGAAGGCUUAAAACAAGCCAACAGGCUCCUGGAAUCCCAGCUGCAGUCCCAGAAGAGGAGCCACGAGAACGAGGCAGAAGCCCUUCGCGGGGAGAUCCAGAGCCUGAAGGAGGAGAACAACCGGCAGCAGCAGCUGCUGGCCCAGAACCUGCAGCUGCCCCCGGAGGCCCGCAUCGAGGCCAGCCUGCAGCACGAGAUCACCAGGCUGACCAACGAGAACUUGUAUUUUGAGGAAUUAUAUGCAGAUGACCCUAAGAAGUAUCAGUCGUAUCGGAUUGCACUUUACAAACGGAUGAUUGAUCUAAUGGAACAACUUGAAAAACAAGAUAAGACUGUUCGGAAACUGAAAAAACAACUGAAAGUAUUUGCCAAAAAAAUUGGUGAACUAGAAGUGGGCCAGAUGGAGAACAUAUCACCAGGACAGAUCAUUGAUGAACCCAUCCGUCCAGUCAGCAUUCCCAGGAAAGAAAAGGAUUUCCAAGGAAUGCUGGAAUACAAGAAGGAGGAUGAACAAAAGCUUGUUAAGAACCUGAUUUUGGAACUGAAGCCACGUGGUGUGGCAGUCAACUUGAUUCCAGGGUUACCAGCGUAUAUCCUGUUCAUGUGUGUCCGACAUGCUGACUAUCUGAAUGAUGAUCAGAAAGUAAGGUCGUUGCUAACAUCAACAAUUAACAGCAUCAAAAAAGUAUUAAAGAAAAGAGGUGAUGAUUUCGAAACUGUCUCCUUCUGGCUCUCUAACACAUGCCGAUUUUUGCACUGUUUGAAGCAGUACAGUGGGGAAGAGGGCUUUAUGAAACACAACACAUCUCGCCAGAAUGAACACUGCCUCACCAAUUUUGACCUGGCAGAGUACCGGCAGGUGCUAAGUGACUUGGCUAUUCAGAUCUACCAGCAACUCGUGCGGGUGUUAGAGAACAUCCUUCAGCCCAUGAUUGUCUCCGGCAUGCUGGAGCAUGAAACCAUUCAGGGCGUGUCUGGGGUGAAGCCCACAGGGCUAAGAAAGCGAACCUCCAGCAUCGCGGACGAGGGCACCUACACGCUGGACUCCAUCCUCCGGCAGCUCAACUCCUUCCACUCGGUCCUGUGUCAGCACGGCAUGGACCCUGAACUGAUCAAGCAGGUGGUCAAGCAAAUGUUCUACAUCGUGGGGGCCGUCACCUUGAACAACCUCCUGCUGCGCAAGGACAUGUGCUCCUGGAGUAAAGGCAUGCAGAUCAGGUACAAUGUCAGUCAGCUGGAAGAAUGGCUUCGCGACAAGAACCUGAUGAAUAGCGGGGCUAAGGAAACCCUGGAACCGCUCAUUCAGGCUGCUCAGCUCUUGCAAGUGAAAAAGAAGACAGAUGACGAUGCAGAAGCCAUUUGUUCCAUGUGCAGUGCUCUAACUACUGCCCAGAUUGUCAAAGUAUUGAAUUUGUAUACUCCAGUUAAUGAGUUUGAAGAAAGAGUCUCUGUAUCGUUUAUUCGUACUAUACAGAUGCGUUUACGAGACAGGAAAGACUCGCCUCAGCUGCUCAUGGAUGCUAAACACAUCUUUCCUGUCACCUUUCCUUUCAACCCAUCCUCCCUCGCCCUGGAAACCAUCCAGAUUCCAGCCAGCCUGGGCCUGGGAUUCAUAUCACGGGUCUGAACGUGACGUGAUGCCAAGGCAAACAGGGACAGUAAGAACCCAUUAUUUCCAGUGAGCUACUGAACAGACAUUUUUAAAGAGAAAGCACUACUUAUCUUUCCAAUGAGAAGUUAUUAACUGGAAAUAUCCCUGAACACUUUCAUCACCAGGGGAUGAACGAUAGGCUUCUUUGUGCCGUGUUACCUUAAUAGCAACACUCAGCCUGGAUCAGUUAGGUAUCCCGAGGUACAUGCAGGUGAAUGACAGAAGGAGGGGGGGAAAAAAGGUCUCUAGCUGCCAGCAUUUGCUUUAGUCCUUAGCACUGCAUCUGAGUGGUAUGGUAAACAUGUAAAUUCCAGGUAUGAGUGUUGUUAGGAAAGCACCCACAAGGAGCCUCCCCGGCGCGGACCAGAAGAAUUGAAAGAAAAAUUGCCAUUGAGUACAUAUCAUAUCAGUUCAGGAAUCAGUUAUGUUGAUGUUGUCAAAGUGGAUCAAAGAAAUAAACUGGCAAUAUGUAAAGUACUUGUCAAGUAACUUCCUUCUAUGUGUCCCUAUGCUAUAGAGAUCUUAAGAGAAUAUUGGUUUGCCAUAUAGCAUAGAAGUGCAUUUGUACUGUAGUUUACUGAGCAUUUUAAAUUGCUGCUACAUACUGUGUUCUUUAAUAUAUAAGCGAUAUUCUCAUUAGGCACUAGAACAAUAAGCUUCUCUUUUAUCAACUCUGUUUACAAUUCAAUCAGAUCAGUUUUAACUGGAUUAUGUGCAAAUAUAUACAGAUUCACCUGCACAAGUAGCAGACACUGGCAAGUCAUGUAGAAAUAUGACAAAAUGUUUGACAUUUAGGGAUAGGAUUAGACAAAGUGGCUGUUGUUGAUGUCAUUAUUUAUUCAGAAUGUAUUACAUUGAUGUGCUCAUUAAUUUUCCCUGGGUGGAUAUCACAUCGGGGUACAGUGUUCUGUGAAGUGACUUAUUUUUAGUUCCCAGGCCAGAUUCCUGCACUGCAUAUUUUCAGUACUGACAGGUUUUCUUUCUUCUUCUUAAUUUAUUAAGAAUUAAUCUCAGUCACUAUCUAGAGAAGAUUCAGGUCUUGAAACCUUGAUUAUCCUAUAAAUUAUGCAAAAGAAGGUGUGUAAUAAAUAACUAUGGUUCCAUUUUUUUAAGCUUAGCAACUUCUAUAAAUGUUCUCAGUACCACUAGAUACUUUAAAGAGCAUCAUAUCAUAUUAGGAAUACUUUAAGACUUAUGUAAGAAAUAUCUGAAGAUGGCUAAAUUUUACAGAAGAUAUGUUUCAAUAAGACCCAGAUUCUGUAAGUUUCAUUCUGAAAUCCUAACUAAGCAUCUUCUCAGUUUUUCCUGGAAAUCCUAGACAGUGGGUCUUUCAGGUUGUGCAAGAACAAGUUCUUAGCUUUCAUUAGAAACUCUGGUUCUGAAUUAUAAACAUAGAUUUAUAUAACUUAACUGUUAGGUGGUCUAUGAAAAAUGACAUCUUAUUAAAACAUGUGCAAUACUAAUGGAAGUCAGUUUCAAAUCAUGAUAAAGAUUGUCAUUAAAAGAUUAACACUGUCUUUUAACUUAUUUGGGCCUCACAUUCCUCAUUUAUAUAGUAAGAAGGUUGGACCCUCGCACAUCUGGUUUCUCUCCUCUCAGCACUCGGAUCAUAGAGAAAUGAGGUGCAGUUACUCAGUGAAUUCACCCUUGAAUAGAAAGAUCAGUGUUUGGUGCCUCUUAAUCCUGGGGGAUUAAUUAAAUCUAAAAUCACAAGUUGGUGUAGCUAUAACCUUUCUCAAAUGUACAUGAUUUUUACAUGCUUUUUGAAAGUGGAUUCGUUUGGGUAAUUUUUACUGAAUCAUGUACUGCUGUAUUCAGGUUGGAUACAUUUAUUUAUUUGCAAAAUCAACCAAAAACACUACUGAUUCCUUCAGGUUCUCUUAGUUUUCACCAGUUGUCAAUGUGGUUUUCAAUGAACAAUGAGCUCUUGUAAUCUUUUGGUUAGUGCAGAAUGUGCCAGAAUACUGACUCAUUGCAUAGGGGAGAUGCUUUAAAAAAAAAAAAAAAAUUGCCACCAUGGUGUAGGCAGUCCAUCUUAGACCAGGAAAUCCUUCCAGGUCCUUUCCCAGCUUAGUCCCUGUGUAACAUGUCUUGUGCACAACCUGCAUCUUGUCGGGUCUUCAACAGCACACUGUAGCUUCUGCUGCCAUCGCAGUCUUUAGCCUGAAACAUCUCUCUCUUGUCUCCUGCCUUUCUGCUGGAAAGUGUUGGAAACUCUGUUCCACACCUGGGCCAGAAUCUCUCCUGUUCAGUGAUGGUCACACGAAGAUUCUACUGUUCCAGGCUCCACCUUCCUCUGAGGCCUUCCCAGGACCCCAGAUGGGGAUCUGAAUUAACUUCUCUUGGCAGCCUAAAUAUCUUCAGUCAUAACAAGAAUACCUUACAACCAGGGAGCUGCAAGACCUGGUAAAUGACUCCGUUUACUCCGUUACUUUCUGGAGGACACAACAGUAAUCUGCUGACUAGGGGUUUCCUUUAGCGCCUCUGAGGACAGCUCACCCUCUCUCCAAUCAGCUUUCUCACCCAGCUUCAAACCUACCUUCCCCAGCCCUCCACCCGCCCAUUCUACUGUUCACUCUUUCCCUUCUCUCAGCUGAGCCAUGCAUCACAUCACCCGCCUGCUCACCGACUCUGACUAUGUGGAAGGCAGUGAAUGGUGUCAGUCCUCAGAUGCCCCUCUGGCCUCCCUUCAGGCUGAUACUUGUUGUUCUCACUUCUCGGCAUCACGUUCUUUAACAUCAUCUCUAAUUUGCUUUUUCAUAUUUCCACUGUGACACACGGUGGGAAUUCAGAGAAAGAUCUUGAAAGAACACUGUUCUGUCUUAAUAGCUCCUUCUCAACAGUCUCCCCACUCACCUUACAUACAGACUCCGCUCAGAUCUUGGAAUGCAAGGCUGAAAAAUGAACCAUUGUCCUUGUAGCUAUUCUUAGGUUAAGACUUUGGUCUGCCUGACCUGAGCAUUAACCAGAGAAGGGGGAAGGUAAGGUCCACAAAGCGAUUGCUUUGGAAGUUUUUGAAAAAUCUCCAUGUACCUGACAUUUCUAUCAUCCAAGUCCAAAAGUGCAAAAAAAGAUCUAUUCCAAAGCCUACUGAAAGGAAAUUUGGAGAUUCCAGUCAGUUUGUACGAUUUGCUUUAUUGUCUUUGUUUUAGUGGAUAAUUGAGAGUUGAGUUGGCUCUUUCUGGGUGAGUAAUUUUGUGUUAUAGAGAUCAGAUCUUCUAGUAACAUGUGAGGGCGGCUCUGAAAAUAUGGGAAUUUCAGUGUAGUGAUUGUUUUAAGAAAAUACUCUCCUGAUACCUUAGGUAAAAGGGCACCUGUCCCAUCCUGAGAAAUCCUUACACAAUAUUCAUAUACCCACCUGCCCUCCCCUCUCUCUCUCCCCUGCUGCCUCCAUCUCUGCCUGUCUCUCUCUCUGUCUUUCUCUCGCUCUCUCACACAUACACACACAGAGUCACUAGAAUGUAGAGUUCCCCAGAAGACAUCAUCAAGGGUCCUCUGGGGAGCUUCCACUGUUUAGGAUGAAACCGAACGCAAAAAUGCAUGUGUGACCCUGACAUUCUAGUGCAGACCCAAACCUUGCACCUGGCUAUGCUUAGGUGCACGUCCUGUUACCUCAUUGUAUCCUCACAGCAGCGCUGGAAGGUUGGAAGGGUAGCUAUGACCCACUGACCGACUGUCACUUGCUGACGAUUAAUUGGAGAAAGAAAAGGUCAGAGACUUGCUGAGGUCACAUCACCCUCCGGCAACGCCCCUUUCCUGCCUGCAGCCAAGGCUGUGCAGUGGACAGGUGGAGGCAGGAGACUGAAAAGUCUCCAGGGGACAGUCUGUUUCUCCUGGUACCCAUGGGGUGCCCUGGGUCAGCGAGAGGUAUUCUUUUUCCUUCUUCUCUUAUCAGAAUUGGCAACUGGCAGAACUGGGAACUGAGCAAGUGCCAUGUGCCAGGUUCUUUGUGCUAACAAGAUGAAGUGCCCAGAGCCUGGCAGCUUUCUUCUCUGCCGUUCCCCCCUACACCUAGGUUUGAUUUUUCUGAUGAGUCAGGGCUCCCUUGGAGGGUGCAACACCCUGCCUUUAGGUCUUUAAUUCACAGCAGGCUGUCUCAACCUGCCAGGAAGCUGAGCAAGCCUCCCCAAAGUUAAGAGGUAGGUCACUCUCCAAGCCCACUCAGAGCCACAUUAGAGCCCCCAGGGGAGCUGAGCAGCCUGCACCCAAGACCCCAGGGCACCUUCGGAGGCCUGUCCCCAGGCAAGCCAUAUGCAAGUCCGUGUGUCUGAACCUUACCGUGUGUGCAUGCUGCCAGUGUUGACUCCAGAGCUAGGAGGUGUGCUCCCUGCAUGCGUGUUAGAGAGACUCCGCGUAUGGCUGUGGCCCCUGCUCAUGGAGAAGUGCGUUGUGAUUUCUUCUCAGGCUGUGCUGUGAGGACCGCCUUAACCCCUGCUCCCUUCCCUCAAGAGCUGCCUUAAGUUCUCUGGAACUUCUCCUCUGUAAGGGAUGGACUUACCUGGAGAGGACAUCUGGCCAUGUUUCUCAAGGUUUUGUGAGGGUUUGGGUUGGGCGGGGCCUCCAACCCUGAAUUCCUUUCUCUCCUUCCUGCAUGACUCUCCCUCCUGGGACUUUGCCUUCCUGUCUUUUUUGUUCUUUCCAAACAGGUACUACAACUCAGCACCAGUCUCAGAGCCGGUGAAUGUGGGCGGAGAGAGUGGUCCUGAGUUUGGGGGGCUUUGUGUCAGAAGGAAGCAAAUGAACAUAUGGAAGAAAUAGCUAACUUAGCUUCUUGGUAAUGCUUUAAUGGCAUGUUUUCUCCCUGAUCUUUUCUUAAUACAGAUUAAAGGGUACAACUGCAAAACUUCCAUGGACAUGCUUUAAAAUUUUUUUUAGGAACCCUGUACUAUAUAUAAAGGUUUGAAUGAAAACAGAGAAGAGUUCUGUUAAGUUCUAAUCCAUUGUAUUACCCUAAAUUAAAUCAACCUGGAGUUAUAUACAGUAGAUUUCUUAUUAAAUCAGGAACUGAAGGUACUCUGUCAAAUAGCUGCAAAGAUGCAUUUUAUACAUUUUUUUAAUUUUCUAAUUUGGUCUGGCAAAAAAUGUCCAUUAGCUUAACUUCAUGAGUGUCAUUAGCUUCCUAAAAUGAUUGAAAAUGACUAAUGUUUCCUCAAUAUUGUGAUACAGCUUGAAAUCUUUGAAAGAAACGUGUUUUUUGAGUGGAAACUGGUAUGUAUAAUUCAAUGCUUGGUAGGUCAGUACAUUUUCAUGCAUUUUUCAGUCAAUAGUUUCAAACAUCUUAUUGUUACCAUAUGUUACAAAACUUUAGCCUACAUUUCAGGCUCUCUGAAUCACUUGAGCCAUUUAAUAUUUUCCAACAAAUGGUGAAUUUUUCCUUCAAAUGUGGAUAUGUGUGUUGUAAUUUAUGAUUGCUGGUUAUAUAUUUUUGUGGACUCCUGGAGUAAUGUUCACUUUUUUUGCGUCCUUGGAAAAUUUAAAUUGCUCUACCAGUGUUACACAGAAAUGAGCUCAUCAUGACAUUUAACAUAUUGUAUUUGAAUUGCUAAUUCUAGUUAUUAAUUUACUGUGAAACAGAUGUGUCAUUUAACUACAAUGAAACUGAACAUUGCAGUUUUUCAAGUAUUUUUCCUUGUUGGAUCAGAAAAGGGAUUCCAUUUUGAUCUAUGUUGAAAAACAUGAUACAGUUAAUCCUUAAAAAUAUAUGUCCAUUAGGAAAGAAGCAGAAAUACUAAGAAGUGAAACGCAUUAUCAAAUAACUCUGGUUUUAAACUGAAACCGUCCCAGCAUAUCUCACAUGGAAUUUUUAAAAAUUAAGUAAUAAUUCACCUCAUAUCAACAAAAGCCAUUGAAACAUGGGUUUUCACCAGUUAUCAUCUAGUACUAAGAUGAAAACCAAAACAAUAUCAGAUUGACAUUUACGCUCUAAAUUUGUAGUUGUCUAAUGUUGUCCUUCGUAAAUGUGCGUCAUUAAUGCUGUAUUCUCCUAGCUAUUAUAGAAAAUUGUUCAAAUAAAGAUAUGGAAAUAAAA
This is a messenger RNA of Neogale vison (American mink), 11758 nucleotides long. It is a transcript of the gene MYO5A, whose product is annotated as myosin VA. Gene Ontology annotation, biological process: actin filament organization; vesicle transport along actin filament. The transcript has 42 exons. Gene Ontology annotation, cellular component: myosin complex; vesicle; cytoplasm. The record is from RefSeq and is a predicted model, not a curated record. Bases 64 to 5706 code for a protein of 1880 amino acids. Gene Ontology annotation, molecular function: ATP binding; actin filament binding; microfilament motor activity. Lineage: Eukaryota; Metazoa; Chordata; Mammalia; Carnivora; Mustelidae.